Molecule: messenger RNA, 297 nt
Organism: Notechis scutatus (mainland tiger snake)
Lineage: Eukaryota; Metazoa; Chordata; Lepidosauria; Squamata; Elapidae
Source: RefSeq, a predicted model, not a curated record
GGGUCUACAACAGCAGCUAUGGCCCAGAAUAUGCCCACUGCAGCCCGACCAAAUGGAACUACCUGGGGAACAGCCUCUCCUACCUGGACUUUGGCUUCCCGAUCUUCCUUCUUCAGGAUGAAAGCGAAAGCGAGGUUAUCAAGCAGUGCUACCAGAAAUACAACACGCCUCAGAACGGCUCCGGCCCAGAGUAUCCACUCUGUGCCAUGCAGCUCUCCUCCCACAUGCACGCCGUCACCAGCACCGUCACUUGCAUGCGCCGCAGCCUCAUUCAGAGCACCUUCAGCCUCAACCCAG